Messenger RNA from Blepharisma stoltei, 444 nucleotides. The record is from the annotation of a GenBank genome assembly. NCBI's taxonomy places the organism in Eukaryota, Ciliophora, Heterotrichea, Heterotrichida, Blepharismidae.
AUGGCUCAUCCAGGCAAACUAAUUAUACACCCUAUGAAUGCUAAGUUAACUCGGGACGUUGAAGUAAUUGGAACUAUGGACCCAUACUGCGUAAUUUCAGUAGGAAACCAAGAGCUGACCUCAAAUAUUUGUAUUGAAGGUGGCAAAAAUCCUCAUUGGGACGAUCCUCAUACCUUUACAAUCAACAAUGAAGACACCGUCACAAUCAAAGUUAUGGAUAAACGACUUAUGAAAAAAGAUGACGAAGUAGGAUCAGUGACUGUCCCACUAUCUAAUAUUUUUAACACGAGAAUGGCUGAGGACUGAAUUGAAAUAUUGCAUAAUGGAGAACUCGCAGGACAUCUCAGACUCCAUAUAUCGUUUAUACCAAGAGAUACAGCAAAUGAAAAAGAAAUGGAACGUCAAGAACUGCAAGACGUAAUAAGUGAUCCAGUUAAUUUAUAA